This is a messenger RNA of Brassica oleracea var. oleracea, 976 nucleotides long. Its product is annotated as blue copper protein-like. NCBI's taxonomy places the organism in Eukaryota, Viridiplantae, Streptophyta, Magnoliopsida, Brassicales, Brassicaceae. The coding region runs from base 90 to 869 and encodes 259 amino acids. The record is from RefSeq and is a predicted model, not a curated record. The transcript is spliced from 3 exons. Gene Ontology annotation, molecular function: electron transfer activity. Gene Ontology annotation, cellular component: plasma membrane.
CAAACGUUAAGCACCAAACAUCAUCAUCUCUUUGAUCUAUCUUUCAAGCUCUCGUUGAUUUUCCCUCACAAAAUAAAAAAGAGAAGAGAAUGGCAUCCAGAGAAAUGCUGAUCAUAUUAUUGGUCCUCGCAAGUACAUUCAUCGGUCUAGCAGUAGCUACAGACCAUACAAUUGGUGGUCCUAGUGGUUGGACCGUAGGCACUAAUCUUGGAACUUGGGCUACAGGACAAACAUUUGCUGUUGGAGAUAAUCUUGUUUUCGCUUACCCUUCUGCAUUCCACGACGUCGUUGAAGUCACCAAACCGGAAUUCGACAACUGUCAAGCGGUUAAACCGCUUAUAACGUUCGCUAAUGGAAACUCCAUUGUUCCUCUCACCACUCCUGGAAAAAGGUACUUCAUUUGUGGAAUGCCUGGACAUUGCACACAAGGGAUGAAACUUGAAGUAAACGUUAUUCCAACCGCAAACGCAGCACCAACCGCGCCUGUUCCAAACUCUGUUCCAUCUAUAAACGCGCCUUCACCUUCUUCUGUUCUACCAAUACAACCUCUUAACCCUGUCCCUGCUCUCUCUCCUUCUUCCUCAACUCCGCUUCCUUCCUCCUCUCUGCCUCUUAUUCCGGCACAGUCGCCGGGACUUUCUCCAACGGCUGCAGCGGGGACUUCUUUGCCGUUGUUCCCAGGCUCACCUGCCAGCUCUAGCAGCACCACCACCAAAACCGUCGGGAGCUUCCCUUCUAGUGGUACGGGUACGACGGCUGAUCUUUCCGGAGCAGGAGCUCCUCCGGUUGACUCCUCCUCCUCUUCCUCUACGAAAAGCCUUGUUUUGGGAUUCGGAUUCAUGAUUGCUAUGAUGCUUCAUUUGUUCUAAGUGAGAAAUUUGUUUGCAGAUGUUAAUGUGUUUGCCUUUACUUUUACUUUUUUUUGUUUGAUUGUUGUAUAUGUUGUUUUUGUUUUGUGGUUUAGUAUGUGUAUUUC